Messenger RNA from Punica granatum (pomegranate), 522 nucleotides. NCBI's taxonomy places the organism in Eukaryota, Viridiplantae, Streptophyta, Magnoliopsida, Myrtales, Lythraceae. The record is from RefSeq and is a predicted model, not a curated record.
AUGUGUUGUGCGCUGGUGUGGGUCAUGCAGAGGCUCCGACAAUACACACUCUAUCAUACGAUUCGCUUACUGUCGAAGGCGGACUCCCUGAAGUAUUUACUUGAUAGCCCGUCCUCCAUGCAGAACAUCGCUAAAUGGCGUUGUCAGUUAACGGAGUAUGACAUUGAGUACGUAUCCCGCACCUCGGUUAAGGGGCAGGCGAUCGCGGAUCAUUUGACAGAAUUCCCAAUUGAAGAUAGCACGCCGAUCAAUCCCGACUUCCCGAACGAGGGAAUUCUCCAAGUAGAGGGUGAGGAGGAAAAACCAGGGUGGAAGAUGUACUUUGACGGUGCCGUCAAUUCCGCGGGGUCCGGCAUCGGCGCAGUAUUGAUAUCCCCGGACGAACGCUACUACCCAGUGGCGGCAAAAAUUGACUUCCCAUGCACCAAUAAUGCGGCCGAGUACGAGACAUGCAUCCUCGGCCUACAAGCGGCGAUCGACUUCAAGGCUACUAUUGGUUCACCAUGGAGACUGAUUGCGUGA